GACCGCUGCUGCGGUUGCUGCUGUUCGUAAGGCGAAUACCGUCCGGCUAUGCGGCUGGUGCGGAUUCGCUGACGCGAGAUGAGCGGGCGGGCGAUACGGCGACCGUUUCUGCGGCCCGUUAGCGUAGGUUCCUCUUUCCGUUCUCCAAUCCACGCCCGGGUUUCCCAGGGUUGCGGCCGUGGUUCGUUCCAGGUGCUGCACACGCGAGGCCUGAGAUAGGUGUAUUGAAACCAACCCGGAGAUGUUGUGUCACUCUCCACAGGGUUAUGGCCCGGCGACCAUGCGGGAUGCGGCUAGCCGGAGUGUCAAGGGCCGUCUGAUGCUGUACGGGGUCGCUCUGCAAGUCGCGGUGGUAGUGCAAUCCGGAUUAUGGGGUUUGCGUCUUGCGAUCAAUGGGCAGCAGGGAAUGAGCCGGAUUCGGGGACGAAGGGUUGGGAAUGACUGCAGCAGCGCCGAUGCCAAAUUCAUCCACACACUGAAGCGGGCAAGGCGAUGUAGGAAUCGGGACGAGCCACGACGCGUAGAAACUGCAGGCGGAUGGAUGGGAGAAAGGAUGAGGGAUCUAUUUCGAGACGUAACGUUACUAAAGCCCCCCGUACUUUCAAGGGACGAUGCUUAUCCAGUAGGAGGCAAUGGAGCGCAGAGGAUAAGGGACGGGGUUCCGGGUGCAUACAGACAACAGGGAAUUCUGAUGACGGCAAUACAGGUAUUCUAGGGCCGAAUUGCGACUGACCUUACGGAUGAAUAUGGCACAAUAAGCACAGUGUUGGCGGGGGCAGUACGAUGACCGAAGUCAAGGCUAAUCUUUCGCAACCGAUCAAGAGGCGGCGCAUGCAGCGUGGGGACUGUCAAGCAAGGCGAACGAACUGGAAGACGUGUGA
Messenger RNA from Eremomyces bilateralis CBS 781.70, 881 nucleotides. RefSeq lists its product as uncharacterized. Lineage: Eukaryota; Fungi; Ascomycota; Dothideomycetes; Eremomycetales; Eremomycetaceae. The record is from RefSeq and is a predicted model, not a curated record. The transcript has 2 exons. The coding region runs from base 242 to 715 and encodes 157 amino acids.